AUGGAAGCAAAACAACAGGAUGUGGUGGAUUGUAGAUUCUAUGAGAACAAGUUCCCUGAGCCAGAGGAAUUUGUUAUGGCCAGGGUUAAAAGAAUAACAGAAGUGGGAGCUUUUGUUAGUCUUUUGGAAUAUAAUGAUAUUGAAGGUAUGAUUUUGAUGUCUGAGUUGUCCAAAAGACGUAUCCGUAGUGUCAAUAAGUUAACCAGAGUUGGAAGACUUGAAGUUGUUGUAGUAUUAAGAGUAGACAAGAAUAAAGGCUAUAUUGAUCUGUCAAAGAGAAGAGUAAAUCCGGAGGAUGUUGAGAGAUGUGAGGAGAAAUAUUCAAAAAUGAAAAAAGUUUAUCAGACUGUUCGUCAUAUCGCUCAAAAAGAGGGUAUAUCAGUUGAGGAACUUAGUGAGAAAUUGAUUUGGCCUUUACAUAGAAAAUAUGGCCAUGCAUUGGAUGCUCUCAAGGAGGCAGCUGUUAAUCCUGAAGCAGUUCUCGGGGAGUUUGAUCUACCAGCAAGUGUUAAAGAGGCUCUCAUUCAGGACAUUAAGUUUAGAUUAUCUCCACAACAGUUAAAGUUAAGAGCAAGAAUUCAUGUCUGUUGCUGUGGUUAUGAUGGUAUCGAUGCUGUUCGUCAUGCAAUUAUUGCAGGACAGGAAACUGUUACCAAGGAUGAUGUUGAAAUCCAGGUCAAAUUCAUCGCUCCACCACAGUAUUUGGUUACUGCUGUUUCAUAUGGAAAAGCCGCAGGAAUUGAGGCAAUUGAAAAGGCUAUGGAAACCAUCAAGAAUGUUAUAACUCAAUAUAAAGGAGGAGAUUUCAAGAGGCAAGGUGAAAUAGAAGUAGUUGGUGGAGAUGACGAAAAGAAUGAUCUUAACAGUGCAUCUGAGUCUGAAGAUGAAUCUGACUACUCUGACUCUGAUGAGGAAGAAGAUGAAACAAUGGGACGCGUAGAAGAUAUGGACAUUCCUUUUGAUGAAGAUGACAACGUUGAGGACGAAGAUGAGGAAGGCAAAUAG
This is a messenger RNA of Cryptosporidium ubiquitum, 1005 nucleotides long. Its product is annotated as translation initiation factor alpha subunit. Lineage: Eukaryota; Apicomplexa; Conoidasida; Eucoccidiorida; Cryptosporidiidae. Gene Ontology annotation, cellular component: eukaryotic 48S preinitiation complex; eukaryotic translation initiation factor 2 complex; eukaryotic translation initiation factor 2B complex. Gene Ontology annotation, molecular function: ribosome binding; translation initiation factor activity; RNA binding. The record is from RefSeq and is a predicted model, not a curated record. The transcript has a single exon. The coding region runs from base 1 to 1005 and encodes 334 amino acids.